Molecule: messenger RNA, 2035 nt
Organism: Podospora bellae-mahoneyi
Lineage: Eukaryota; Fungi; Ascomycota; Sordariomycetes; Sordariales; Podosporaceae
Exons: 2
Coding region: 860-1486 (208 amino acids)
Source: RefSeq, a predicted model, not a curated record
GGCGCAUCUUAACGUCAUGCUGAUUGAUCACAGUGCAGCUCCCGAGCCGAAGCCGGCAGCAUGACCAGUGCACCACUGCGGCCGGGCCGGAUGCAGGGGCCGAAUAGCUUGCUUAUCUGAAUGGGUCAACACUUACACCACCGUCAUCAGGGUGAGUGCUCAUAAGGCCAGCUUUCCCAGUUAAUAACAUGGCCUCUUGAUCUCAACCCGUCUCUUUCCACUCAUUCAUCCCUCAACUAUCACCGGGCCCUCGAUGGCUACCUCGGCGGGUGGCAAAUGGCCAAUGGCGAUAUCCUCGAUGGUCCCCAAAAAUGCAGGUGAGUUGUCGAGACCCACACCAGCAUAUGCGGGGUCCCAAUCAACCCUUUUGUUUUCUCUUCCUUCUUCUCAGGCGCCAGUUUCGAUAUGCCGCGGUUCUGGCUUCAAGAAUCGAAGCAAGAGAACAUUCAUUUUUGUGAUUGAAUCCUGAUCGCUCAAGCGGUGAGAAACAAAACGAAACAAAAAUACCCAAUCCAUGCUUCAAGACCUUGUAAAUGCAGAUUAGCGAGCCUGCCAAGCCGGCCGUUGUCCGGCGGAUAGGUGGUUGGGGGAUGGUUGGGAAACAGUCUCAACGGAGGCGGUUUUCUGAAGGCAAGGUGCCUAACCCCGUUGAGCUUUUAUUGACGACCUAAGCACUUUUAUCCAACCACUCGGCUGUCCACCGCCGGUGUAGUCGAUCACGAAGUGGAGUCUCCACCAUGAGCUGCCACCUCUGGGUUUUCCCUUCUUAAGCUCACCGCUUGCCCGCUGCCCAAUCUUUCCUGACCUCUCUUUUCUCUCCCUAACCCGAGAGGCCUUUGGGUCUUCUUCACAACAAACUAUGAACAUCAAAAUGUAUUCGGUGCUGUCGGUGAGGCAGCUCCACUGGUACCUCACGCUGGUGGUGCUGCUCACCGUUGGCAUCCAGGCACAUGACAGCGGGGACUGCCUCUCUGUUGCCCUCGUGGCCAUUCCCGAUUGCGCCAAAACCUGCUUUCUGGAGCAGGCCCCAUCUAUCGGCUGCGAUGGCUUGGACUUUGUCUGCCAGUGCAAGAAGCAAGCAGCAUUUUACGCAUCAGUGGAGGCAUGUGUUGUUGAUGCAUGCGAGGCGUCAGAAUAUGAGAGGGUGAUUGAUGGUGUUGGGACUGUGUGCGAGUGUGCUGUCGAUGCCAAAGAUCACGACCAUGCCAGUUCUGCCUCUUUGGACUCGGCAUCGUCGACUUCAUUCAUCAGCUCUCCACCCACGGCUGCACCAUCAGGGGAGCAAUCUGCCCCUCCAGUGGUGAUUGUCACCACUACCACCGACGUGGAGGAUAGUGACGACAGCUCCCCAACAGAGACCACCUCUGCGCCUACUGAGACCUCUCCCCUAGUGGAGGCUGAAAACGGGGCGGACCACACCUCAACCUCGAGACUUGGCCUGAUGGCUACUGUCUUUGGAGCUGCCUUGGCUUUUGCCCUCCUCUGAAUCAGCAAUCUGGUAUGAAGGCCAGACCAGAAAGCUUCCGAUGAACGAUAUACCAGUCAUGAAUGAGACGACAACGACGACCAACUACGAUGACAACGACCACAACGCCACUUUCCUAACGAAUCUGUACGACAUGAUGAUACCCAUACACAUUACCCACGCAUAGUGUUUCACUCUUCUCGAGAAAUCUUUUCCUUGGAUGACGUCUCAUGUAUAUAAAAAGCAUGUUUUUGACCCGAGUGUCAACAACGGAGCUUCUAUGAAGCUUCAUCUGCAGUCUUUUCCUUUGUUUACGUAGUUAUGAUGUCUCUUCAAUAAAUGCACCGCCAUCGUGUGUUGAUGCUUCGUUCAUAUAUCACCUUUUCACCCGAGGCCCUGAAUUAACUGGUUUCGUUGGAUUUUGGAGGGUAGCUACCGUUCUUUGCCUAGUGCACAAGACGAACAAUGGCAUUCUUCUACGGGGCUGCUCCUUGUUCACCCAACAGGGCUGCUUUCCUUAGGACAACGGCAGGCAGAGACUGAGACAAUAGCAUUGUGUUUGGGACGCCA